Dioscorea cayenensis subsp. rotundata (Guinea yam) is the source of this 1777-nucleotide messenger RNA. Its product is annotated as 4-coumarate--CoA ligase-like 7. The transcript has 6 exons. Lineage: Eukaryota; Viridiplantae; Streptophyta; Magnoliopsida; Dioscoreales; Dioscoreaceae. Gene Ontology annotation, molecular function: CoA-ligase activity. The record is from RefSeq and is a predicted model, not a curated record. The coding region runs from base 78 to 1706 and encodes 542 amino acids.
UAUUACUACAAUCCAGAGGAAUAUAACAGAUACAUCCCACUUUCUCAUCCACAUCCCUGCUCUCGUCUUCAACCCCGAUGGCCCAUUCUCCACCGUUCAUCAACCCCCGCUCCGGCUACUCUCCGGCCACCAAAACCUUUCACAGCCUUCGUUCCCCAGUCCCUCUCCCACCCGUUUCCCAACCCCUCUCCUUCACAUCCUACCUCGUUUCCUUAUUCCCUGAUCGUUUCCCUUCUCACCUUGCCUUCAUAAACGCUUCCACUGGCGAUUCCCUCUCGUAUCCCGAUCUCGUUUCCCAGAUCCACUCUCUUGCUUCCUCUCUCCACUCUAAUCUCGGCAUCUCCAAAGGCCACGUGGCAUUCAUCCUCUCCCCAUCCUGCCUCGAGAUCCCCAUCCUCUACCUCUCUCUCCUCUCCCUCGGCGCUAUCAUCACUCCUGCCAACCCCGCCGCCACUCCAUCGGAGCUCUCCCGCCUGAUCGACAUCUCCAGCCCCACCCACUUCUUCGCCACGUCAUCAUCUUCCUCCAAGCUCCCCAACCACGUCACCCCCAUCCUCAUCGACUCCCCCCUCUUCCGAUCUUUCCUCGAAUCUGGCCACAGCUCCUAUUCAUCGGAUCCGAUCGAGAUCUGGCAAUCGGAUCCUGCGGCGAUACUCUUCUCGUCGGGAACCACCGGGAGAACGAAAGCCGCGGCGGUCUCACACCGUAACAUCAUCGCAGUGAUAGCGGGCACGCGUGCGAUCCGGCCAUCGGAGAAGGACACGACACUCCUAUUAGGGCCGAUGUUCCAUUCUAUGGGGUUCUUCAUGGUGAUGAAUAACAUAAUGAGGCAGGAGACGGUGGUGGUGGUGGUGCCGAGCCCUGGGCCGAUGUCCCUCACCAUCUCUUUGGCUGCCAAGUAUAAGAUCAGCCAGAUGUUGGCGGUGCCGCCGCUCGUAAUAGCGCUAACGCAGUCUGAUGAGGCGAUGAGGCUCAAAUCCUCGCCGCUCCGGCGGGUUAUCUGCGGCGGCGCCCCACUGGCCCCCGAGGUCGCCAAGAGAUUUAACGCGUUGUUCCCGAAUGUGGAACUAUCUCAGGGUUAUGGAUCUACAGAGGCUGGACUCAUAUCAGCGAUGAUAGGGCCAGAAGAAUGCUGUCGCUUGGGAUCAGUUGGUAAACUGAAUGACAAAAUUGAGGCUAAGAUCAUGGACCUUGGUACUUGCCAAGCCUUGUCAGUUGGCCAACAAGGCGAGUUAUAUGUUCGGGGACCUGCUGUCAUGAUCGGUUAUGUUGGUGAUUCUGAGGCCAACACCCUUGCCUUUGACUCUGAAGGAUGGUUAAAGACAGGUGAUAUUUGUUACUUUGAUGAAGAUGGGUUCCUCUAUAUUGUCGAUCGUCUGAAAGAGAUGAUUAAAUACAAGGCUUACCAGGUUGCACCCGUGGAGCUAGAACAGAUACUGCAUAUCCUACCCGACAUCGUUGAAGCUGCGGUGGUUCCGUACCCACAUGCAGUGGCCGGUCAGAUACCAAUGGCAUUUGUGGUGAGACGGCCAGGAAGCAACAUUAAUGUGGACGAUAUUAUAGAGUUUGUAGCCAAACAGGUGGCACCAUAUAAGAAGAUACGAAAGGUAGCAUUUAUAGAUGCCAUACCGAAAACACCAUCAGGAAAAAUUCUGAGGAGGGAGCUUGCUAGUCUUGCAGCCAGUGGUUCCUUGUCCAAGUUAUAAACGAUCACUUUAUUUGUAUAUUUAAAUUGCACAAAAUUUGUGGAGAGCUUUAUGUAAGUUUGUUAAAGUUG